AUGGACGUGGCGAGCGCGACUUUCACCGCGUUGAACCAAACGCAGGGCUACUUCAACGUCCUCGAAGAAGUUGGCAAAUACAAUGUUCAGCUUAACUACUUUGAGCGCCUCUGGGCUGCUUGGUACCUCUUCAUGCAGAAUGACACUCUGGCCACCGGCAUCAUGAGCUUCGUCAUGCACGAGGUCAUCUACUUCGGCCGCUGCAUUCCCUUCAUGAUCAUGGACAAGAUCCCCUACUUCCACAAAUACAAGAUUCAGUCUCAGAAGAUCCCGACCCUCAAGGAACAGUGGGACUGCGCCGCCAUCGUCCUCAUCAGCCACUUCACCGCCGAACUGCCUCAGAUCUGGUUCUUCCACCCCGUCGCCACCUACUUCGGCAUGGACUACGGCAUUCCGUUCCCCUCGCUCUUCACCAUGGCCUGGCAGAUUGCCAUCCUCUUCGUCAUGGAGGAUACCUGGCACUACUGGUUCCACCGCGCUCUUCACUACGGCCCUCUCUACAGGAGCAUCCACAAGAUGCACCACCUGUACUCUGCUCCCUUUGGCUUGGCUGCCGAGUAUGCUUCGCCCAUUGAGACUGGUCUCCUCGGACUUGGUGUCGUCGGAUCUCCCAUCCUUCUCCUUGCCAUCACCGGCGAGCUCCACCUGCUCACCAUGUACGUCUGGAUCGCCCUCCGUCUUCUGCAGGCCAUCGAUGCCCACAGCGGCUACGACUUCCCCUGGAGCUUGCGCCACUUCCUGCCUGUCUGGGCCGGUGCCGACCACCACGACAUGCACCACGAGAAGUUCAUUGGCAACUACGCUUCCAGCUUCCGCUGGUGGGACUACAUGCUCGACACCGAGGCCGGUGCCGAUGCCCACAAGAGACGCCGUGAGAAGAAGUUGGCCCAGAUCAAGGCCAAGAAGGCUCAGUAA
Trichoderma breve is the source of this 915-nucleotide messenger RNA. RefSeq names its product fatty acid hydroxylase superfamily domain-containing protein. Gene Ontology annotation, molecular function: C-4 methylsterol oxidase activity; iron ion binding. Lineage: Eukaryota; Fungi; Ascomycota; Sordariomycetes; Hypocreales; Hypocreaceae. The record is from RefSeq and is a predicted model, not a curated record. The transcript is spliced from 3 exons. Bases 1 to 915 code for a protein of 304 amino acids. Gene Ontology annotation, biological process: ergosterol biosynthetic process.